CUCUGCCAUAUCAAGAACACUUUUUGUUUUUGUUUUUUUCUUUUCUUUUUUAUUUAAAAAGUUCCCUACGCCUUCUCUCCUUUUCCCUUUAUCCUCUUUCCUCUUGUUCCUGUCUCUUCGGACUUUUUUUCUGUGUGCCAGAUUUCAAAAAGUCCGCCUUCUGACUUCAUCGCCACCGAUUGAGCGACGAAGAUUUCUUUGGAUUUUCACAUCUUUCUCUUUUUUGCCUACGGAAAGAAACUGAUUCUGGACUUGUCUGGAAUCCUUACAGCAAGAAACGCUUUUCGAACCCUAAGUUUAAGUUUUGCAAAAUGGCCGACGGCUUGAAAAUGGGAAACCUUUCCCUCAACGAAUCCCAGCAUGCGCCUCAGCCCCCCAACACUGGGCGCGCUGCUUACAUCCCUCCCCAUCUUCGCCAGCGCAACACGGGUAUGAACAUGGAUGGUGCUGCUCCUCCUCCGGGCCCCAGUUCCUUCUCUUCUAGAGGUGGCGGCCGUGGCGGCAACUGGGCUAAUGCCAACGACUUCUCCCCGCGUGGUCCCAAUGGCGGUGGCUACGGCUCCAACUCCAACUCCGGAACCCAGGCCAGAGGAUCCGGCGACGGCCAGUGGCGUGACGGCAAACACAUCCCUGGUCCCCAGAACCCCCGUUUGGAACGCGAACUCUUCGGAAUCCCCAACGACCCGGCCAAGCAGAACACCGGUAUCAACUUCUCCAACUACGAUGAUAUCCCCGUGGAAGCCUCCGGUACCAAUGUCCCCGAGCCCGUUAACGCUUUCACCAACCCUCCCUUGGAUGACCACCUCAUUACCAACAUCACGCUCGCCGGUUACGUGGUCCCUACCCCAGUCCAAAAGUACUCCGUCCCGAUUGUUAUGAACGGCCGUGAUCUGAUGGCAUGUGCCCAGACCGGUUCCGGAAAGACUGGUGGUUUCCUCUUCCCCAUCCUCUCUCAAGCUUACCAGAAUGGUCCCUCAACCGCGCCCGCACAGGCGCCUGGCCAGUUUAGUUACGGCCGCCAGCGCAAGGCUUACCCCACCUCGCUCAUCUUGGCUCCCACCCGUGAACUUGUGUCGCAGAUCUUCGAAGAAGCGCGCAAGUUCGCCUACCGCUCGUGGGUCCGUCCCUGCGUCGUCUACGGUGGUGCCGACAUUGGCUCUCAGCUCCGCCAGAUCGAGCGUGGCUGUGACCUUCUCGUUGCUACCCCCGGUCGUCUGGUCGACCUCAUCGAGCGUGGCCGUAUCUCGCUGAUGAACAUCAAGUACCUGAUUCUGGACGAGGCUGACCGCAUGUUGGACAUGGGUUUCGAACCCCAGAUCCGUCGUAUUGUCGAGGGUGAGGACAUGCCGCGCGUCGAUGAGCGCCAGACCCUGAUGUUUUCGGCCACCUUCCCCCGCGACAUCCAGAUGCUGGCCCGCGACUUCCUCAAGGAUUACAUUUUCCUGUCUGUCGGUCGUGUGGGUUCUACCUCCGAGAACAUCACCCAGCGUGUCGAGUACGUUGAGGACCACGACAAGCGUUCCGUGCUGCUCGACAUCCUGCACACUCACGGCACCACCGGUCUCACCCUGAUCUUCGUCGAGACUAAGCGUAUGGCCGACACUCUGUCCGACUUCCUCCUUAACCAGCGUUUCCCGGCUACUGCCAUUCACGGUGACCGUACCCAGCGUGAGCGUGAACGCGCUCUGGACAUGUUCCGCUCUGGUCGCUGCCCUAUCUUGGUUGCCACUGCCGUUGCGGCUCGUGGUCUCGAUAUCCCCAACGUCACCCACGUCGUUAACUACGAUCUUCCCACCGACAUCGAUGACUACGUUCACCGUAUCGGUCGUACCGGUCGUGCGGGUAACACCGGUAUCGCUACUGCCUUCUUCAACCGCGGCAACCGUGGUGUCGUCCGUGACCUGAUUGACCUCCUCAAAGAGGCUAACCAGGAGUUGCCCUCGUUCCUCGAGAGCAUUGCUCGUGAGGGCAGUGGUUUCGGCGGUCGUGGCGGCGGACGUGGUGGUCGUGGUCGUGGUGCCAACGCUACCCGUGACAUGCGUCGCACUAUGGGCGGCGGCUUCAAUGCUGCCCCUAGCUACGGCGGCAGCGGUAGCGGCUUCGGAUCUGGCAGCUACGGCGGCAGCGGCGGUGGCUUUGGCGGUGGUGGCUACGGUGGUGCUGGUGGUGCUCCGUCUUAUGGCGGCUACGGUGGUGGCUACGGCAACCCGUCUGGCUCCACCGGUCCCUCUUCCUGGUGGUAAAGGGAAAUCAGCGGUUGUGGUCUCUGACGAGGCGGUCAGGUCUGAUUGGCUAUCAUAUCUCUAUUUUUAUUUUGUUGCCUUUCAUUGACGGUUACGAUCAGAACGAGUCCUGAGUUUCUGGUUUUUAUGAUUUUCAUUUUCUUCUUCACUUUCAUCUCAGGAACGGCUUUGUCAUGACUGCCACGACUAUUUUUCUUUAUUGUCAUUUUUCUUUUCUUUUCUUUUUUUUUAAGAAUCUGCGCCGGUGUUUAUUAUCGCUCAGCAUCUCGCAAGCCCGUCGUCUG
Molecule: messenger RNA, 2527 nt
Organism: Aspergillus ruber CBS 135680
Lineage: Eukaryota; Fungi; Ascomycota; Eurotiomycetes; Eurotiales; Aspergillaceae
Product: DEAD/DEAH box helicase
Exons: 4
Coding region: 312-2243 (643 amino acids)
Cellular component (GO): nucleus
Molecular function (GO): RNA binding; ATP binding; RNA helicase activity
Source: RefSeq, a predicted model, not a curated record